Drosophila ficusphila is the source of this 14763-nucleotide messenger RNA. It is a transcript of the gene Dhc1, whose product is annotated as dynein axonemal heavy chain 5. Gene Ontology annotation, biological process: microtubule-based movement. The record is from RefSeq and is a predicted model, not a curated record. Gene Ontology annotation, cellular component: dynein complex. Gene Ontology annotation, molecular function: dynein intermediate chain binding; minus-end-directed microtubule motor activity; dynein light intermediate chain binding. NCBI's taxonomy places the organism in Eukaryota, Metazoa, Arthropoda, Insecta, Diptera, Drosophilidae.
AGUUGUGCAACGCAGAAAAAUCAAGCAAACCUAGUAAAUCUAUAAUGUGUUUUAAUUUGGUGCUCCACAAGUUUGUGUGCUCCGAUUUGUUGUGAAUUUGUUUUUUGCAUAGAGUUUUGGCAAGAUGUUCGUGCAGAAGAAAAAGCUGGUUGAACAUGUCUUGGCAAUGCGUGCCGAAGGGGGCAGUAGUGAUGAUGAUGAGGAGGAGGAGGACCAAGGCGACAUUUUGCAGCGUCGGCGGGAAGAAUGCGAACGCAAGGCGCGUCGUGGGGAAAUGGAUCCCCGGCUGGAGUUCACCUUCCAGCUCCUAAUAGAUGCCACCCAGCUGCCCAGGCAUCAGCUCAUGGACUACAUAUUCGAAGGGGACAUGCUCGAUGAGAUCAACCAGCUAUUCCUUCCGAACAUGAAGAACAAGCUGCUCUGGUUCUACCAGGAGACCGAUGACCCGGAGCCCACUCCAGUGCCCGAUCCGAAUAAGCCGGGACCCUCGCGAUCCGGAGUGGCUUCCAGUAGCUCCAAGACGCCGCAGGGAGGGGCUUCUCCGAGCGGAAUGCCUCCGCCGAAGCACAAGAAGUUGUUCCUUACUGAUGGAUGGACUUGUGCCUUCACAGGAGUUUGUAUUUACAUAUUCCGUGUGAAUACAUCCAAGCAGCUGCCCGAGGAGGGAUUUCAGAAGGAUUUGUAUUGCGGAGUGAUAGAUGCGAAGAACAUCGGAUUGGUCACCUCCAUCGAACGGAUUGUGGAGUUUGUGUUUAUGCAGGCUUUGGCGUUUCCCAGCUUGGAAGGCGACGAGGAGGAUGUGAGCUGCGGACUCAUUAAAGGACAACUUUUGCCAGGACUCCGAUCCUUUUGCAGUGCUUUGCGUGUUUGCGAACAGGUGUGCGACCAUCACAAUGUCUUUGCCGAUGGCUGCGAUAUGUUCGAGAAGAUCGACGAGGUGGAGGAGGUGAAGGACAUGUCCAAGAACCAGGACUUUUGCAGCCAGCUCGAGGAGCGUGUCAAUAACUGGACCAAGGGCAUCCUGAAGAUCCUUGGCGAGAGCGAGCAGCUGCGCAAGGAGAACGAUCACAGUGGGCCGCAGGACGAGUUGGAGUACUGGAAGAAGCGGGGAGCCCAGUUCUCACAGCUCCUGGCCCAUCUGCAGGACAAGGAGGUGCAGUUCACGCUGCACUGCCUCUUCCUGGCCGGAUCGAGGAUUAUUAAGCAGUGGAAGGAGACCGACCGCAAGAUUACCUUCUGCUACAACGAGGCGCGGGAUAACUCAAAGUUCAUCCAGGCCAUGGAGACCUGCUGCCAUUCGCUGUACUUGGACGAUCCUGUCAGCAUGAAGGAGUCCAUCCUGAGUCUGCUGCAAACAGUGCGGCUCAUCUACAGCGUCUCGCAGUUCUACAACACCUCGGAAAGGACCUCUGCUCUGAUGGUCAAGAUAACCAACCAAAUGAUUGAAACGUGCAAAUCGUACAUCACCUGUCGGUGCAAGGAGACCAUUUGGUCACAGGAUCGCAACCUUAUCCGCACAAAACUUAGUAACUGCAUCAAGUUAAAUCACAUCUACCACGAGACCUAUUACACAGUUAGGGAGCAGCCGUUCCUCCCGAAUCAGACACCUUUCGGAUUUUCCGAGAACUUUGUUUUUGGCAAGUUUGACACAUUUUGCGAGCGGUUGUCCAAGAUCAUAAGCAUGUUCAACCUGAUUGACGACUACAAUCACCUAUUCGAGCGACGACUGGAAGGACUUCUCCUGGGAGAGGCCUUGGAGGAUGCCUCCAAUCACUUUGAGGAGGCUAAAAAGGACGUGACUUCCCGAAAGUACGACUACUUGGAUCACCGAAACUCAGAUUUCAAUGUGGAUUUCGAGAGGUUUAUCCACAAAACCAACUCUUUAAAGGACACCAUUGCCACACUGAUUGAAAAGGACUUUGAUACCGUUUGGGAAACGCCGCAGUGCAUCCGAUUUCUGGUGCGAUUCGAGAAGGUCAGCGAGAAGAUUCCGCUGACCAAGAUGGACGAGAAGUACACUCGAAUCCUGCGCUACGUGGAAAAGGAGGUGGAUCGCAUCCUGAAAACCUUUCGCAAGCAGCGCGAUGAUCCUCCGCUGGCCAAAUUUCCCCCAAUCGCCGGCAGGAUACAUUGGUGUCGCGCCUUGAGUCUCCACAUCACGGAACUCAUGGACGCCGUGAUGGACCACGCGGUGCUCAGCAAUUUGCCCAUGGCCAAGGAUCUGGAUGUGCGCUAUCACAAUGUCCUGGGGGUUUUGCAGGAGUACGAGGACGAGAUCGUGUCCAUUUGGCUGGACCAGGAUGUCAGCGUGGCCGAUGCCUGUCUGCUCCAGCCCCUGUUGAGCCUCCAGGGGGACAAGUUGUUCGUCAACCUGCAUCCCACGAUUCCGCUGCUCAUCCGCGAGGCCAAAAUGCUGGCCAAACUGGACAUCGAGUUGCCCAUUGUGGCCGCCACGCUGAUGAGUCGCCAGCAGUACUUUAUCACCAUUCAGGACUCACUGAAUUGCCUCAUAAAAAUGUUUCUUUCAACCGUGAGAGCCGUGAAGUUGGAAGUUCGUCCUUUGUUCCUUCCACAGUUGGUUCGCCUCACAGCAAUGCUAAAGCCAGGAUUGCAUACGAUUAAUUGGACCAACCAAAAUUGGACAGAAUUCUAUGAGCGCUGCAAGCAGGCCAUUGAGAGUUUUGAGGUUUUGGUUGCUCGUGUCCAUGACAUCUACUCGAAUCGCAUUCUCCAUGUCCUCAUGUGGAUGCAGGAUGUCUCCUUGCAGAUUUUACCAGCAGACGAUGAAAUCUGGACAGUUGACGAGUUUCUGGAGCGGAGCGAGGAGGCCUGCCGAAAAGCGGCCAUCGAACUGAACCGGAAGAGCCAAAUGGUCUCCGAGGCGGUGGAAGAGGUCCUCAGUUUGGUGGAUAAGGCCACGGCUGCCUUCAAGGAGAUAGCCGGCGAUGAUGUGAUUACCCUGUUCGAUGCGGCCACUCCGAAGGGAGAGGGUUCCGGAUCGGGGGGCCGCAAGCCGGAGGAUGGAGCCGGUGGAGGAGGAGGCGGAGGUGGAGGUGGCGGAGCUGCUGCCCCAACCACAAGUGGCGGCAGUGGACAGCAGCAGGACUGGAGCAUCCUGUGGUCCUGCUUCGAGAAUCCUCUGUCUCUAUUGUCAACCACUGAAAGUCUGCCCAAGGGCAUGCAGGACAUGGUCUGCAACGCGGUCGUGGAGAUGCGGCGCUACUACAGCCGCAAGGUGAUCGACGUGCUGAUCAAGGUAAUCCGGGCCGCUCUGGACACCCUCCGCCGUCGGUUCAUCGCCGACGAGAACGAGACGGUGGUGAAGAGGCCGAUCUUUGCGCUGCACGCGCAGCUGCAGAUUCCCCAUGUGGUGAUUAAGCCGAAUCUGGACGAGCUGCAGGACAUAUUGGUGACGGCGGGCAAGAACAUCACGGGCAUUGCGAAGGGCGUGGCGCAGUGGAGCAGCGGCAAAGAUCCGCCGCAAGUUUCGAUGACGGCGACGCAGCCGCGCGUCGGACGCAACCACAACGAGUCCUCCGGUGGUGGUGGCGGUGGUGGUGGAGGACUGGGCGGUGGACUCGGUGGCAAGAGUCGGCGGCGCAAGAUCUACUGUCUGGCCUCCGAGGAGCGGCCCCAGAUGCCCCACAUGCUCAAGAGCUUCUACUCGGCCAUCAUGGACAACAAGGAGGUGGCCAAGGCGGUCAACCAGCUGUCCAGCUGCACCAAGAACGUCAAGCCGGAGAUCCAGACGUACAUCAAGCGCUGGAAGCCGUACCACUUCCUCUGGAAGAACGACCGCACCACGCGCCAGCUCAUGGAGUUUGGCCUGCAGGAGUUCGAGACCACGCUGCGCUGCCUCUCCGACCUGGACGCCAAUCUGCUCGUGGAGCCCGACAUGGAGGUCUUCGGCCAGUGCGUCGCGGUCUACAACGAAAGGCUCAAGUAUGGUUUGGCCAUUGAGAUCAAGUCCUGCAACCACAAAAUCGGACAGGCGAUGAAGAAGAAGUACAAGAAGGAGAUGGACUACGUGUACGCGGUAAUCAACGAGAUGGACCGCAAGCUGGACAGGCCCAUUCGCGACCUGGACGAUGUGCGAAUGGUCAUGGAGACCCUGGGUAAGAUUCGGGAGCAGGAGGUGGACAUGGAGCUGCGAAUCGAUCCGAUAGAGGAAGCCUUCAAUGUCCUCACCCGCUACGAAGUGCAGGUGGAGCGGGAGCAAUUCGACUUGGUGGACAACUUGCGGGCCACGUUCCAGAACCUGCUGGCUGGCGCACUGCAGGCGCAGGUCAAGCUGCUGGACAUGCAGCCGGCCUUCCAGGACGACCUGCGCACCAACCUGGACAACUUCAAGCAGGACAAGAUCUCGUACGUGACGGAGUACCGGACGGCGGGGCCGAUGCAGGCCGGACUGAGUCCGCGGGAGGCCUCCGACCGGCUGAUCCUGUUCCAGAACCGCUUCGAGGGCAUGUGGCGACGCCUGCAGACGUACCAAAGUGGCGAGGAACUCUUCGGUCUGCCCCAGACGGACUACCCAGAGCUCGGCCAGAUCCGCAAGGAGCUGAACCUCCUGCAGAAGCUGUACAAGCUGUACAACGAUGUGAUCGAUCGCGUGAGCAGCUACUACGACAUCCCGUGGAACGAGGUGGACAUCGAGGAGAUCAACAACGAGCUGAUGGAGUUCCAGAACCGCUGCCGCAAGCUGCCCAAGGGCCUGAAGGAGUGGCCGGCCUUCCAUGCUCUGAAGAAGACCAUCGACGACUUCAACGACAUGUGUCCGCUACUGGAGUUGAUGGCGAAUAAAGCCAUGAAGCCACGCCACUGGCAACGGAUCAUGGACGUUACUCGCUACAUCUUCGAGUUCGACUCGGAGGGUUUCUCGCUCAAGAACAUAUUGGAGGCGCCGCUGCUGAAGCACAAGGAGGACAUCGAGGACAUCUGCAUCAGCGCCAUGAAGGAGAAGGACAUCGAGGCGAAGCUCAAGCAGGUGACCAACGAGUGGUCCGUCCACGAGCUGCAGUUCAUGAGCUUCAACAAUCGCGGAGAGCUCCUGCUGCGGGGCGACACCACCGCGGAGACCAUUGGCCAGCUGGAGGACAGCCUGAUGGUGCUGGGAUCCCUGCUGUCCAACCGCUACAAUGCACCCUUUCGCAAGCAGAUCCAGCAGUGGGUCUACGACCUGUCCAACUCGAACGAGAUCCUCGAGCGCUGGCUGCUCGUGCAGAACAUGUGGGUCUAUUUGGAGGCCGUGUUUGUUGGUGGCGACAUCGCGAAGCAACUGCCUAAGGAGGCGAAAAGGUUUUCCAAGAUCGACAAGUCAUGGCAGAAGAUCAUGCAGCGGGCCCACGAGACACCUGGUGUUGUGGCCUGUUGCGUCGGUGAUGAUCUGCUGAAGCAGCUGCUGCCUCACCUGCAGGAGCAGCUGGAGAUCUGUCAGAAAUCCUUGAGUGGUUACCUGGAGCGCAAGCGCAUGAUGUUCCCACGCUUCUUCUUUGUGUCAGAUCCUGCCCUGCUAGAGAUACUGGGUCAGGCUUCCGAUUCGCACACCAUACAAAACCACCUCCUCAACAUAUUCGACAACACCAAGUCGGUGAAGUUCCACGACGUCGAGUACAACAAAAUGAUGGCGAUCAUCAGCAGCGAGGGCGAGAUGAUCCAGUUGGACCGCGCCAUUCGGGCCGAGGGUUCCGUGGAGACCUGGCUGACCCAACUCCUGGUCACGGCCCAGGCAUCGCUGCACUCGAUCAUCCGCACUGCCUACGCCACCAUCAACGAUCCCAAUUUCACCCUGCUCAGCUUCCUGGAGAAGGCCCCCGCGCAAAUUGGAUUGCUGGGCAUCCAAAUGGUCUGGACCCGCGAUGCCGAGAUGGCUCUGAUGCGGGGUCGCGAGCGAAAGGUCAUGAUGGAGACCAACAACAAGUUCCUGGAAAUGCUAAACACCCUCAUCGAUCAAACCACUCGAAACUUGACCAAACGGGAGCGCACAAACUUUGAAACUCUGAUUACCAUUCAUGUGCAUCAGCGCGAUAUCUUCGAUAUUUUGUGCCGCAUGAACAUCAAGUCAGCCAACGAUUUUGAGUGGCUGAAGCAAUGUCGUUUCUACUUCAAAGAGGACUUGGACAAAACCUGGAUUUCGGUGACGGAUGUCACGUUCACCUACCAAAAUGAAUAUCUAGGCUGUACAGAUCGCUUGGUUAUCACACCGCUAACAGAUCGUUGUUACAUAACCCUGGCCCAGGCACUUACCUUGUCGAUGGGCGGAGCUCCAUGUGGUCCAGCCGGAACGGGAAAAACGGAAACCGUCAAGGAUAUGGGCAAAACGCUGGCCAAGUACGUGGUCGUCUUUAAUUGCUCCGACCAAAUGGACUACAGAGGUUUGGGUCGCAUCUACAAGGGAUUGGCCCAGUCCGGCAGUUGGGGAUGCUUCGAUGAGUUCAACCGUAUCGAACUUCCGGUUUUGUCGGUGGCCGCCCAACAAGUUGCUGUCGUUCUGACCGCCAAAAAGGAGAAGAGGAAGACAUUCCUCUUCACCGACGGGGAUACCAUUGAAAUGAAUCCCGAAUUCGGCAUCUUCAUAACUAUGAAUCCAGGAUAUGCUGGUCGCAAAGAAUUGCCGGAGAAUCUUAAAAUCCAAUUCCGCACUGUGGCCAUGAUGGUGCCGGAUAGACAGAUUAUUAUACGAGUCAAGCUGGCCAGUUGCGGAUUCCUGGAAAACAUAACGCUGGCCAGGAAGUUCUACACUUUGUACAAACUGUGCGAGGAGCAGUUGACCAAGCAGGUUCACUACGACUUCGGACUGAGGAACAUCCUCUCCGUUCUGCGAACCCUUGGAGCUGCCAAGCGGAGGAACUCCAAGGACACCGAGAGCACCAUUGUGAUGAGGGUCCUGCGCGACAUGAAUCUCUCCAAGCUGAUCGACGAUGACGAGCCGCUCUUCAUGUCCUUGGUCUCGGAUUUGUUUCCCAAUCAGACCCUGGAAAAAACAAAUUACCCAGAACUCGAGGCUGCUAUUCUGCAGCAAACGGACGAGGCCAGCCUCAUAUAUCAUCCUCCGUGGGUCCUGAAACUCAUUCAGCUGUACGAGACCCAAAACGUUCGCCACGGAAUCAUGACCCUGGGGCCGAGUGGAGCCGGCAAGACCACCUGCAUCCACACCUUGAUGAAGGCCAUGACCCAAAUGGGUGACAACCACCGCGAGAUGCGGAUGAACCCCAAGGCGAUCACGGCGGCCCAAAUGUUCGGACGGCUCGACGUGGCCACAAACGAUUGGACUGAUGGCAUUUUCUCGGCCCUGUGGCGCAAAACCCUCAAGCUGAAGGCCGGCGAGCACGUGUGGCUGGUCCUCGACGGACCCGUGGACAGUAUUUGGAUUGAGAACCUGAACUCGGUGCUAGACGACAACAAGACGCUCACCCUGGCCAACGGAGAUCGUCUGACCAUGGCGCCAACCGUGAAAAUCAUAUUCGAACCGCACAACAUCGACAAUGCCUCGCCUGCCACGGUUUCCCGGAACGGAAUGGUCUACAUGAGCUCCUCUGGCCUGGACUCGCGACCAAUUGUUCAGGCCUGGCUUAAAAACCGCGCACCUGGCGAGAAGUCAACCUUCUCGGACUUAUUCGAUCAGACCUUCGUGGAGGUUUACAACUGGGGAGUGCAGAUGGUGAAGCUGCAGAUGCCCGUGCUGCAGUGCAACAUUGUGCAGCAAAUGCUGUUCAUCCUGGAGGGCUUGAUACCCGAAAAGGAGGACGAGCAGGCAGUCAGCCUGUCCAGCAAGGAGAGCCACGAUGCGAAUAAACGUUCAGAGCAUCAAAAACACGUCGAAGAGGCGCGACGGCAAUCGAUUGGCAGUCAGAUUGUCGAGGACCUCCCUCCGGAGACGCUGGUCGAGGAGAAGGAGGACACCUGCACGCCGGAACACUUGCACCGCUUGUACAUCUUCGCGCUCGCCUGGGGACUGGGCGGUUACCUCUCCACUAGCGACCGCCUCAGGAUGAACCUGUUCGUGAAGGAAUCCUUCCCGCAGCUGGACUACCCGAAGGGUAGUGCCCACGAGAACACCAUAUUUGACUUCUUCGUUUCUCCGGCGGGCGUUUGGCAGUCGUGGAAGACGCUCGUCACGCCCUACAUGUAUCCGGAUCUUUCCACACCGGAGUACCUGAGCAUUCUGGUGCCCAUCGUGGAUAAUGUGCGGAUCGACUAUCUGAUCGGCACGAUUGCCAAUCAGGAGCGCGCCGUCAUGGUGAUUGGGGAGCAGGGCACCGGCAAAACGGUGAUCAUGAAGAACUUCAUGCGGAAGAUGAACGUCGAGACGUACAUGGGUCGCUCCUUCAACUUCUCGUCCGCGACCAGUCCGUAUCAGUUUCAGCGCACAAUCGAGAGUUAUGUGGAGAAGCGGGUGGGCGUGACCUUCGGGCCACCAGGUGGUCGCAAGCUGAUCGUCUUCAUCGACGACAUCAACCUGCCCGAGAUCAACGAGUGGGGGGACCAGAUAACCAACGAGAUUGUGCGCCAGUCGAUGGACAUGAAGGGCUUCUACAGUCUGGAGAAGCCCGGUGACUUCACCACCAUCGUCGAUGUGCAGUAUGUGGCCGCCAUGGGUUUGCCCGGCGGCGGACGCAACGACAUUCCGUCGCGUUUGAAGCGACAGUUCUGCGUGUUCAACUGCAACAUUCCGGACAACGAUUCGAUCGACAAGAUCUUCCGCGUGAUCGGCGAGGGCCACUACAAUGCGAAGCGGGGCUUCGUGCCCGAGAUCCGCAGUCUGGUCAAGAAGCUGAUCGUAGUCACCCGCCAUCUGUGGCAGCGGACGCGCGAGAAACUAUUGCCCACGCCGGCCAAGUUCCACUACGUGUUCAGUUUGCGCGACCUGUCGCGCAUCUGGCAGGGCAUGGUUGGCACCCUAUCCACGGUGAUCACCUCCGAGGGCGUCCUCAUGGCCUUGUGGAAGCACGAGUGCACGCGAGUGUUCGCCGAUCGGUUCACCACGUUCCAGGACAAGGAGUGGUUCGGCUCAGAGCUGGCAUGUCUCGUGCGCGAGGAACUGGGCGAUGCCCACUCGCAGAUGAUCCUGCCGAAUCCGGUGUUCGUCGAUUUCAUGCGCGACGCCCCCGAACCGACGGGGGAGGAGGGAGAGGACACCGAUAUGGAGCUACCGAAGGUCUACGAGCCGGUCCACUCACACGAAGUGCUCCGCGAGCGUCUCGUCAUGUUCCUCGCCCAAUUCAACGAAAUGGUGCGGGGCUCGGGAAUGGACUUGGUGUUCUUCCCGGAUGCAAUGCUGCAUCUGGUGAAGAUAUCCCGCAUCAUUCGGCAUCCGAGGGGUUCCGUCAUGCUGGUCGGGGUCGGCGGUUCUGGAAAACAGUCGCUAACGAAAUUGGCAUCGUUCAUAGCCGGCUACAAGACAUUCCAAAUUGCGUUGACGCGUUCGUACAACGUGGCCAACUUUCUGGAGGAUCUAAAGCUGCUCUACCGCACCUGCGGCGUUCAGGGCAAGGGCACGACCUUCCUCUUCACCGACAUGGAUAUCAAGGAGGAGGGUUUCCUCGAGUAUCUCAACAACAUACUCUCGAGCGGCGUCAUAUCGAAUCUAUUCUCGCGCGAUGAGCAGGCCGAAAUCGUGCAGGAACUGACGCCGGUCAUGAAACGCGAGAAUCAACGCAAAACAGCGACCCCGGAAAGUGUGAUGGACUUCUUUUUGGCCAGGGUCUGCACCAACUUGCACGUGGCCUUCUGCUUCUCGCCGGUGGGCGAGACGUUCCGGUCGCGGGUGCAGCGUUUCCCCGCCUUGGUCUCCGGCUGCACCAUUGACUGGCUGCAUCCGUGGCCCAAGGACGCCCUCGUCUCGGUUGCCCGACACUUUCUGAGCCACUUCGAGAUCGAGUGCACGCCGGCCGUCAAGGAGGAGCUAGUGAAUGCCCUCGGCUCCAUACAGGACAUCGUUGCGGAAACGUCGCAGGAGUACUUCCAGCGAUUCCGGCGCGCAACGCACGUGACACCCAAAUCUUAUCUGAACUUCAUUGCCGGCUACAAGAACAUCUACCAAAUGAAGCAGCAAGAGCUGCGUGAUGGUGUGGAGAAGAUGGAUACGGGCUUGGAGAAACUGAAAGAGGCCUCCGCCUCGGUUGAGAUCCUCAAGAAGGAUCUGGUGGUGAUGGAGGAGGAGCUGGUCGAGGCCUCCAAGAACGCGGAAUCAGUGCUAGUGGAGGUGACGGAGCGCGCGAUGCAAGCGGAGAUUGUCAAGAACCAGGUGCUCAUCGUCAAGGACAAGGCCGAAGCCUUGGUGGCCUGCAUUGCCCAGGAGAAGGCGCUGGCCGAGGAGAAGCUGGAGGCGGCCAAGCCAGCCCUGGAGGAGGCCGAAAACGCCUUGAACACCAUCAAGCCGGCGCACAUUGCCACGGUGAGGAAACUGGGCCGUCCGCCGCAUCUGAUCAUGCGGAUCAUGGACUGCGUGCUCAUCCUCUUUAAGCGGAAGCUGCAUCCCUGCAUUCCCGACGCGGGCACUCCCUGUCCGAAGCCCUCGUGGCAGGAAUCCCUGAAGAUGAUGGCCAGCGCAACUUUCCUGCUGCAGCUGCAGAACUACCCAAAGGACACCAUCAACGACGAGAUGAUCGAUCUGCUGCAGCCGUACUUCCGCAUGGAGGACUACAACAUGGACAUGGCGCGGCGGGUGUGCGGCGACGUCGCCGGCCUGCUGUCCUGGACAAAGGCCAUGUCCUUCUUCCACAGCGUCAACAAGGAGGUGCUGCCCCUCAAAGCGAAUCUAACGAUGCAGGAAGCGCGACUUAAGCUUGCCAUGGACGACUUGGCAGGUGCGGAGGAGCAGCUGCGGGAACGGGAGGAGGCUCUGCAGGCUGUCAAGGAUCAGUACGACAAGGCUGUUGGCGAAAAGCAGCGGCUGACAGAUGCGGCCAAUGUUUGUCUGCGGAAAAUGACAGCGGCUACGGCUUUAAUCAACGGCUUGUCCGAUGAAAAGCACCGGUGGACCAACCAGAGCAAGGAAUUCAAGAUACAGUUGGGCAAACUGGUGGGAGAUGUCCUUUUGGCCACCGGAUUCCUAUCCUAUUGCGGCCCCUACAACCAGGAAUUCCGAGCCAAUCUCAUUAAGACCUGGAUGGGAAUACUGAAACAGAAGAAUAUACCCUUCACCACUGGAUUGAAUAUCAUUAACAUGUUGGUGGACUCGUCAACUGUGUCCGAAUGGACCUUGCAAGGAUUACCCAACGAUGAGUUGUCGGUGCAGAACGCUUUAAUAGCAACAAAGUCCAGUAGUUAUCCUUUGUUGGUGGAUCCGCAAACGCAGGGAAAGAUCUGGAUAAAGUGCAAGGAGGAUCGCAAUGAGCUGCAGAUCACUUCCCUGAACCACAAGUACUUCCGCACUCAUCUCGAGGACUCACUUUCACUCGGCAGACCACUUCUGAUCGAGGAUGUGGGCAUCGACUUGGAUCCGGUGAUUGACAAUGUCCUGGAGAAGAACUUCAUCAAGUCGGGCAGCAUUGAAAAAGUAUUGGUGGGCGACAAGGAAUGCGAUGUGAUGCCGGGCUUCAUGCUCUACAUCACCACUAAGUUACCCAAUCCAGCUUUCAGUCCGGAGGUCAGUGCAAAGACAUCCAUAAUUGAUUUCACUGUUACCAUGCGGGGACUGGAGGAUCAGCUUUUGGGAAGAGUUAUCCUGAUGGAGAAAUCCGAUCUGGAAGCCGAGCGAGUUGCACUCUUUGAAACAGUAAUGCAAAAUCAGAGGAAUAUGAAGGAGUUGGAAGCGAAUCUCCUGCUUCGCCUGAGCUCAUCCCAAGGAUCCUUAGUGGAUGAUGAGGCUUUAAUUGAGGUCCUGCGGGUUACUAAAACCACAGCGGAGGAGGUCAACCAAAAACUCAAAAUCUCCGAGGUCACAGAGCGAAAGAUUAUGAAGGCCAGAGAAGAAUUCCGAGCGGUGGCCAAACGCGGAUCGAUUCUCUAUUUCCUGAUUGUGGAGAUGAGCAAUGUGAAUGCCAUGUACCAGAAUUCACUAAAACAGUUCCUGGUGAUCUUCAACCACUCCAUCACCAAGUCCACAAAGUCCAGUGUCACCGAGGAGCGAAUAAAUAUCAUAUUGCGAUAUCUUACCUAUGAAGUCUACAAGUUCACCAACCGCAGUUUGUACGAAAGACACAAGCAACUAUUUACCUUAAUGCUGGCCAUCAAAAUAGAUUAUCACAAUGGAAAUAUCAGUCACGAGGAAUUCCUGACCUUUAUUAAGGGCGGUGCCUCAUUGGAUUUAAAUGCCGUGACCCCGAAACCCUUCCGCUGGAUCCUAGACAUCACCUGGCUAAAUCUGGUGGAGAUCAGCAAGCUGGAAACCUUCUCCACGGUUCUCCAGGUGAUUGAGUUGAACGAGAGGGACUGGCGCUGCUGGUAUGAAUGUGAGAAGCCGGAAAUCGAGGAAAUCCCCUGCGGAUAUAAUGCCAUACUAGAUGGUUUCCGGAAACUGCUGCUUAUCAGAUCUUGGUGUCCCGAUCGCACUAUUUCACAAGCUAAGAAAUACAUAGAAGAAUCCCUGGGAAGCGAGUACAGCGAAAUGCAAAUUCUAGAUCUGGAGGAGAUGUGGCUCGAAUCGGAACCUCGCACGCCAUUUGUGUGCCUCCUUUCCAUAGGAUCGGAUCCAACUACCCAGAUUGGAGCUCUGGCCAAGCAAAAGAGCAUAGUUCUCAAAUCCGUUUCGAUGGGCCAGGGGCAGGAGUACCACGCCCGCAAGAUGAUAAUCGAAUCGAUGGCCAUCGGCGGAUGGGUGCUCCUCCAGAACGUGCACCUGUCGCUGCCCUUCUGCUCCGAGAUAAUCGACAUGCUGGUGGAGAGCGAGCACAUCGACGACUCCUUCCGGAUGUGGGUAACGACGGAGCCGCACAACGAGUUCCCCAUCGGACUGCUGCAGAUGGCUCUCAAAUUCACUAAUGAACCACCACAGGGGAUACGUGCGAGUCUAAAGCGCAGCUACCAGUCGUUCACCCAGGACUUCCUCGACUACACGUCCGCCUCGCAGUGGCCUCCGCUGCUCUACACCGUCGCCUUCCUCCACACCAUUGUUCAGGAGCGCCGAAAGUUCGGUCCUUUGGGCUGGAACAUACCCUACGAGUUCAACCAGGCGGACUUCGCGGCCAGUGUGCAGUUCAUCCAGAACCACCUGGACGAGAUGGACCCCAAGAAGGGCGUCUCCUGGCAGACGCUCGUCUACAUGAUUGGCGAGGUGCAGUAUGGCGGUCGGGUGACCGAUGAUUUUGACAAGCGAUUACUGACCACCUUCACGUCGGUGUGGUUCUGCGAGCCACUGCUGUCCAACUCCUUCGAGUUCUACAAGGGAUACAAGGUGCCGGGGACGAAGAGUCUGCAGGGGUUCAUCGAUUACAUCAACAGUUUGCCGGCCUACGACACGCCCGAAGUAUUUGGCCUGCAUUCGAAUGCCGACAUCACGUACCAAAUAAACUCGGCCAAAGGCAUCCUCGACACCAUUCUGAGUGUGCAGCCCAAGGAGGGCGGCGGCGGAGGCGGCGAGACCCGGGAGAGCAUCGUCUAUCAGCUGGCAGAUGACAUGCUGCGCAAACUUCCCGCCCAGUACAACGCCUACGAGGUGCGGGAGAACCUCACCCGGAUGGGCAUCCUCCUGCCCAUGAACAUUUUCCUGAGGCGAGAAAUCGAUCGGAUGCAGAGGGUCAUCAAGCGGGUUCACACCUGCCUCUGCGACCUGAAGCUGGCCAUCGAUGGCACCAUUGUGAUGAGUCCCGCCCUCAAGGAGUCACUCGAUGCCAUGUACGACGCCAGGAUUCCGGAGACCUGGAUGAAGAUCUCCUGGGAGUCGACCACUUUGGGUUUCUGGUACACCGAGCUGCUGGAACGCAACGGGCAGUUCAGAACCUGGAUAUCCACAGACCGGCCCAAGGUUUUCUGGAUGACCGGCUUCUUUAAUCCGCAGGGCUUUCUAACAGCCAUGCGACAGGAGGUGACGCGGGCCCACAAAGGCUGGGCCUUGGACUCGGUGGUUCUGCAGAAUCAAAUAACGCGCUACAACAAAGAGGACAUAACCGAGUACCCAACGGAGGGGGUCUACGUGCACGGACUGUUCCUGGAGGGUGCCUCCCUGGAUCGUCGCAGUGGCAAGCUGAUUGAGUCCAAGAUGAAGGUGCUGUACGAGCAGAUGCCGGUCAUCUAUAUAUACGCGAUAAACACGACGGCCGGCAAGGACCCCAAGCUGUACGAGUGCCCCAUCUACCGAAAGCCCCAGCGAACGGACCUUAAGUACGUGGGUUCGAUUGAUUUCGAGACCGAAUUCAAUCCCAAGCACUGGACCCUGCGAGGAGUGGCCCUCCUGUGCGACAUCAAGUGAACCGCCCAAUUGGCCGAAUGGCCAUUGUUUGCCGUCAUCUCAUGUCAACGGCUGUACGUGAGUGGGGCUCCUAAUGGCCCUGUGAUAAUUAUCUUUUUUUUCUUCUUUUUUUUCUUUGUUUUUGGGUUGGUGGGUGGACGUUAAAGUUUUGUGUAAUCCGGCGCAAAUACAACGUUAUUAAUUAGGCCCUCGGGCGAGGUGGAACACAGAGCAAACUGUUUGCACUCGGGAACAACCAGCACAAUUAUUAGCUCUUAUCCAUUUUGGUCAAUCCUGCGAGGCGGGUUACCAAAAAAAAAAAAAAGAAAAUCACAUAUAGUAGAAUCCUUAGAGAGUUAAGCAUGUGAGUAGCGAAAUCGCAGAGUUUAAUAAAGGCAAACGAAUGUGUAGAAAUUAAGCUGCAAGUCUUUUGGCCA